Messenger RNA from Penicillium lagena, 960 nucleotides. Its product is annotated as Mob1/phocein family protein. Gene Ontology annotation, biological process: positive regulation of protein phosphorylation; cell division; signal transduction. Lineage: Eukaryota; Fungi; Ascomycota; Eurotiomycetes; Eurotiales; Aspergillaceae. Gene Ontology annotation, molecular function: protein kinase activator activity. Bases 1 to 960 code for a protein of 319 amino acids. Gene Ontology annotation, cellular component: nucleus; cytoplasm. The transcript has 4 exons. The record is from RefSeq and is a predicted model, not a curated record.
AUGGCGAACUUCCUGCAGAGCGUUCGCCAAGGGUUUGGCAGAGGAGGAAACAAUAGGAACCCCCCAAAGUCCCCCUCCCCCGGUUCUUCAGCUCCCCAGACUCCCCAGGGUGGCUCCAUAUCGAACUCCCCCUCGCUGUCCAACAGCCUGACCCUCGAUAACCUUGGGGCCAACGAUCCUGAUGGACCCAAGUACUUCUUUCAGGAGAAGUAUGCCCCGCUCAACGUGCGGGGCAACUUCUUGACGUUGUGUGCUUGUCCGAAGAAUGUGGAGCUGGGCGAGUGGCUGGCUCACCAGAUUGUCGAACAAUACCGCCUGCUUCAUGGCAUGCUUCAGGUCAUCCAGGAGGUCAAUUCUGUCACCGGCGUUCCCAUCUGCAAUGAAACCACUUGUCCGACGAUGUCGGCUGGGCGGCUGACCUACACCUGGCUGGUGGACGGCCGAGCGGCCAAGAUCUCGGCCCCGAAAUUCAUCAACCGCGUUGAGAAGUGGAUCGUCAGCAAGAUUCACGACCCGGUCAUGUUCCCUACCGAGAACGUGACCAGCAUUCCCGAUACUUUUGCGGUCAAGGAGGUUGCCGCUGUGGCGGGUGGUGCGCCGCCCUCGGCAGAUGCCAACCCGGCGGGACCGAAUGGCACCCCGGACGACUGGAUCGGCAAGUCGAGCGGCUUCCCCCAGACAUUCUACAAGGACUGCCAAGGCAUCAUGAAGCAGAUGUUCCGCUGCUACGCGCAUCUGUACCAUGCGCACUGGCUGAACCCCUUCUGGCAUAUCAACAAGCACGACAUCCUCAACAUGUGCUUUGUCCACUUCGUGACCGUCGCCAAGUACUACCAGCUUGUUUCCGACAAGGAGAUGGAGCCGAUGCAGCCCUUGAUUGACCUUUUCAUCAAGCAACAGCGCAUUCCCCCAGAGGCACUCAACGGCGGCCACUGGGCCCAGCAGCCCUCCUCUACCUAA